GCUUUCACGCCAUUGUUUUUGGAGCGAGUCUUCGCUACACAAAUGCUAUAUGGCGAUGACCCAAAGGCACUAGAGAUGGAUUUUCGUGGAUUUGUGGAAUUAGAUGUAGCAGUUAAUACGAGGAAGGAAACUGCGGCGAUAAAGUGGCUAUUUCGUAUUCUCGAUCUCAGAGAUGACGGCUUCCUGGAUCGUGAUGAAAUUAGGAUGAUGACUGAAAGCAUGGUGGCAAAUUUGGCCAAAUUGGAAGGAUGGUCGAAUUUCAACCCCGAUGAUAUUGCUGAUGAAGUGAUCGAUAUGAUAAAUCCAAAAGACCCGAAUAAAAUCACCGUUGAUGAAGUCAUCGCCAGUCGCAUGGCAGACACUGCUAUAGGGAUAUUAAUUGAUUACUAUGCUUUCCUGAAAUACGAAAAUCGUGAGGAAGAAUCAGCAUCAUGA
Molecule: messenger RNA, 435 nt
Organism: Strongylus vulgaris
Lineage: Eukaryota; Metazoa; Nematoda; Chromadorea; Rhabditida; Strongylidae
Source: the annotation of a GenBank genome assembly